AUGGAGGCGGCGGCGGGCCGCAAGCGCGCGUACAGCAUCAUCGUGCCCACCUACAACGAGCGCCUGAACAUCGCCCUCAUCGUCUACCUCAUCUUCAAGCACCUCCCGGAUGUGAACUUUGAGAUCAUUGUUGUGGAUGAUGGUAGUCCAGAUGGAACUCAGGACAUUGUAAAACAACUGCAGCAAGUAUAUGGUGAAGAUUUUGUUCUACUGCGAGCUAGGCCAAGGAAGCUAGGACUUGGUACGGCAUAUUUACAUGGAUUAAAGCAUGCCUCAGGGGAAUUUGUCGUUAUCAUGGAUGCGGACCUAUCUCACCAUCCAAAAUACUUGCCAAGCUUUAUUAGGAAACAAAAGGAAACUGGAGCUGACGUUGUAACUGGCACACGGUAUGUUAAGAAUGGUGGUGUCCAUGGUUGGAAUCUCAUGCGCAAGCUGACUAGCAGAGGUGCAAAUGUUCUUGCACAAACGUUACUACAGCCUGGAGCUUCAGAUUUAACCGGAUCAUUUAGGCUAUAUAAGCGAGAUGUCCUGGAAGACUUAAUCUCCUCAUGUGUCAGCAAGGGCUACGUGUUCCAGAUGGAGAUGAUUGUUAGGGCUACUAGGAAAGGUUAUCACAUUGAAGAGGUUCCAAUAACAUUUGUUGACAGAGUAUUUGGAAUUUCAAAACUUGGUGGGUCCGAGAUAGUUGAAUAUUUGAAAGGCCUUGUUUAUCUGCUGCUCACAACAUGA
This is a messenger RNA of Miscanthus lutarioriparius, 729 nucleotides long. The record is from the annotation of a GenBank genome assembly. NCBI's taxonomy places the organism in Eukaryota, Viridiplantae, Streptophyta, Magnoliopsida, Poales, Poaceae.